AUGACAACUAUGAAUGUUUUAAAAUUAUUUAAGAAUCAAUUUUCUUUAGGUUUUGGAAAUUCUCUUAAACUUUAUUCUACUACCAGGUAUCCCAGAAAAGUUAAAAUUGUAGAAGUUGGUCCCCGAGAUGGAUUACAAAAUGAACCAAAUAUUGUUAAAACAGAUGUUAAAUUAAAACUCAUCGAUGAAUUAGCAUCUGCAGGACUUCAAACUGUUGAAGCCACUAGCUUUGUUUCACCUAAAUGGGUUCCUCAAAUGGCUGAUCAUAGCGAGAUAAUGAAAAAUCUUAAAAAAAAGAAAAAUGUUAGGUAUCCAGUUUUAGUACCUAAUUUGAAAGGAUUAGAAUCUGCUAUUGAAGCAGGUGUAGAAGAAGUAGCCGUUUUUACAGCAGCAUCAGAGGCUUUUACAAAAAAAAAUACUAAUUGUACCAUAAAAGAAAGUUUAGAUAGAAUUUCUAAAAUAACAAAUCUUGCUCAAUCUGAGAAUAUUAAAUUAAGGGGAUAUGUUAGUUGUAUAGUUGGAUGUCCAUAUCAAGGAAAAAUUGAUCCUUCUCAAGUCAUUCCUGUUGUAACUGCUCUGGAUCAACUUGGAUGUUAUGAAAUUUCAUUGGGAGAUACAAUCGGAGUUGGGACUCCAGGGAGUAUAAAUAAUCUCAUGAAAGAAAUUGUUAAAGUUAUAUCAACUGACAGAUUAGCUAUUCAUUGCCAUGACACAUUCGGACAAGCUCUUGCUAAUGUUUUAACUGCAAUGGAGUAUGGAGUCUCAGUUGUCGACUCCAGCAUAGCAGGAUUGGGUGGUUGUCCUUAUGCAGAAGGAGCUUCUGGUAAUUUAGCAACUGAAGAUAUUGUUUACAUGUUGCAUGGUAUGAACAUAGAAACAGGUGUAAAUUUAGAAAAAUUAGUUAAUGUCGGAAGAUGGAUUUCAAGCGAACUGAAUCGUAAAAACAAUUCCAAAAUAAAUUUUAAAAAUAAUCAUUAA
Messenger RNA from Pediculus humanus corporis (human body louse), 978 nucleotides. RefSeq names its product hydroxymethylglutaryl-CoA lyase, putative. Gene Ontology annotation, molecular function: hydroxymethylglutaryl-CoA lyase activity. NCBI's taxonomy places the organism in Eukaryota, Metazoa, Arthropoda, Insecta, Psocodea, Pediculidae. Gene Ontology annotation, biological process: L-leucine catabolic process; ketone body biosynthetic process. The transcript has 7 exons. The coding region runs from base 1 to 978 and encodes 325 amino acids. The record is from RefSeq and is a predicted model, not a curated record.